Messenger RNA from Copidosoma floridanum, 3706 nucleotides. RefSeq names its product 5-hydroxytryptamine receptor 2B (gene 5-HT2B). Lineage: Eukaryota; Metazoa; Arthropoda; Insecta; Hymenoptera; Encyrtidae. Gene Ontology annotation, molecular function: G protein-coupled acetylcholine receptor activity. Gene Ontology annotation, cellular component: plasma membrane. Gene Ontology annotation, biological process: adenylate cyclase-activating adrenergic receptor signaling pathway; positive regulation of MAPK cascade. The record is from RefSeq and is a predicted model, not a curated record.
CGGCGAGCGCGCCGGUGGAACGGAGGACUCGGGGAGUCCGGCCGGGGGUAGGCUAGCCCUGGGCCAGGGCUGAUGGGCAGCUCGAUGCCCGUUAUCCUCGUCGCAACGAAACUCGAGGGCCGCGCGUCCAUGCGGAUAUUAUGCCGACGCGGGGCAAACGACAGCGGCGGCAGCAGUGCAUCACCGGGACCAGCUGCACGGGCCGAUGAGGGCGCGCCUGGGAGCCCCUGGGAUGCCCCAGUCAGCCGGCUAGAGCCGUCGUAUGGAGGGACAGGACGUAACGAGUACGGAGAGCAGCAGUAGCAGCAAUAGCAUUUGGCUUACGAACCUCACGGUCACGAGCGCCAACCGCAGCCUCCACGACGCCCCAUCCCAGGCGUUCCCCACCAGGGCAGUGACACUGGCAGUGGUGCUCGGGAGCGUGAUACUCGUCACGAUAAUAGGCAACAUACUGGUGUGCGUUGCGGUAUUUCUCGUGAAGAAAUUGCGCAAACCGUGCAAUUAUCUGUUGGUAAGUCUCGCGGUGAGCGAUCUCUGCGUGGCCAUGCUCGUCGAGCCGAUAGCCAUGCUUUACGAGAUCAAGGGCAGCUGGUCCUUUGGGCCCGCCAUCUGCGAGAUAUGGGUCAGCUUCGACGUCCUCAGCUGCACCGCCAGUAUACUCAACCUCUGCAUGAUAUCCGUCGACCGGUACUACGCGAUCUCGAAGCCACUGGACUACGGGGUGAAGAGGACCACGCGGCGCAUGAUACUGUACGUGGCGGUGGUGUGGCUCGGGGCGGCCUGUAUAAGCCUGCCGCCGCUCCUCUUGCUGGGCAACGAGUACGGGAUCGACGACAAGACCGGCAAGCUGCGCUGUCUCGUCUGCCAGAACUUUUUCUACCAGAUUUACGCCACGCUCUUCAGCUUUUAUAUUCCCCUCUUCAUCAUGAUCAUGGUGUACUACAAAAUCUUUUGCGCGGCGCGGAAGAUCGUGCUGGAGGAGAAGCGCGCCCAGAGCCACCUCGAGGCCUACUGUCACCUGGACCUGGACCAGCAGCUGUCGGCGCCGACGAAUCGGCAGAAGCAGCCCCCUGAGUUUGAGAUCCACGCGACUCGGGGCCCGUCGCCCGUUGGCCACCAUCGCAACUCCAGCGCCUCCACCACUUGCAGCAGCAAGUGCUUCACGGGUGGGCCCCGCAAGAGCAACGAGUCCCAGUGCCCGAUGCUCCAAGUGUACAGCGCGGAAAAGCAGCCGAUCCUCCCGCACCAGGACAGACAACAAGCGAGCCAAACGUCGACUACGCCACCCCCGGGGCCGCACCAGCUCCUACUGCGGGACUGUAGGCUACCCCCGGGCAGCAGGUACCGGCGCCAGGCCCCCAACACCGGGAGCACGAGCAGCGACUCGCCCCACAAGCAAAAACGCCUCCGGCUCCAAUUGGCCAAGGAGCGCAAGGCCAGCACCACCCUCGGCAUCAUCAUGAGCGCGUUCACCGUGUGCUGGCUGCCCUUCUUCGUCCUCACGGUCGUGCGCAUCUGCCUCAAGGACCCCGACGCCAUACCCGGCUCUCUAUCCUCGGUCUUCCUCUGGCUCGGCUACUGCAACAGCCUCCUCAACCCCGUGAUCUACGCCACCCUCAACCGGGACUUUCGCAAGCCCUUCCGGGAGAUACUCUACUUCAGGUGCGGCAACCUCCAGCACAUGAUGCGCGAGGAGUUCUACCAGAGCCAGUACGGCGACCCCGUCAACAAUUACCUCGCCCGCCCGAACAGCGAGUCAAUGGGCCCGGGUACCGCGGUGGUCACGCCCGGUGCGGUGCACGUGCACUCGGGACCGGCCCAACACCGGCACAAGCCCCUCGACGACGAUGCCGCUUCAUGCGUCACCGCGUACCCCAGUGCCGACUACGUGGACGACGAAGACGAGCAGAUAGAGGAGGAGGAGGAGGAGGUUCCGGGCCUCGCGUCGCCCCCACCUCUCCAGACGGAUCCGCCCAGCGAGAGCUUCCUGUGAUCGCCCCACUGCGCGCUCCACCACCACCAACACCUACAACUAACGCGUACCUAAUGAUAAUAAUCAUUACAAUCAUCAUAUACAUAUAUAUAUAUAUACUACAUGGGUUCGGUUACUACAUAAUAUAUAUAUAUCCAUCAUCAUCAUUCGAGAAGAUUAUACGUUAUUGAGUUCGAUUCGGUGAUUAAUAUAUUUUUAUUAUUGGUAUCGACAGAUGAGCGUUUCUACAUCCAUAUACGUACACGAGUCCAUACGAAUAAUAUAUACAUUGGUACAAUUAUCAUGCCCACACACGUAAUAGUAGAUGGUAUAGAUAGAGGCAAGUAUAGGUACGUGGGUGUGUGUAUCGAUCGUGUCAUGAUUUCGCGGAUGUAUAGGUACAUACGUAUGAGUUUUUUGUAGAGAAGAUUAGCAAAAUGUAUAAACGUGUAUUCAUAGCGUGACUAUGUAUUAUUGUUUAAAAGCAAAGCGUUGGAAGGGUAUUUUCGACACUAUAAAUGGUGCUUGUAGUAUCGAUCGAUGAUGGUACAAUGAUUUCGUUUUUACGAUUUGUUCGGCGAACCAGCCAAUAUCGACAAUUAUUUGAUUGAGGCGUGCAACCAUCCGUUCGAGCGUAUAUUUAUAUACGAUUAUGUUGAAAAUUAAAUUAAUUUCUAAUCUGUGCGCGCAGCUCGAAAUGUAAAGCUUCGGGAAGGAAAAGGAAUCACGGAACGUGUGGACGAUAACAGUGCGGUUUCGAUGCUUUGUAUCGCAAAUUGUGGUCAAACGUGUAGAUAUAUACGUUAUACCAAGGAAAUACGCGCGAAACAAAUACAGGAUCGUGCAAGAUUGUAACCGUCUCGAUGACAUUCAAAAUAUAACAAUAAUCAUAACACACGUGUAUAGGUACAUAUAUAUAUAUAAAGUUCUUUGAAACGUUUUUUACGAGAGCAGCGGCAAAAUGUGUAACAAUUAAGUCGGUGUAGGGUAUGACGCAAGUACAUUUACGUAUACUACAUGCAUGUGAUUGUCUCUCUUUCGUAGAUGCGAUUGGCGUAGGCGGGGGAUAAAAAAAAAAAAUCUAAAUGAAAAGAAAAUAGUGUGUAUCUCUUGGACAGGUGUGCAGUGUAACGAAAUGCCGUUGAGGUAAACGAAGCGAAAACCCGUGGGCCGCGUAACUAGAAAGGUUAAUUGAUGUGCGUGGCUGAUGAAUGGACAAGUAAGUCGUUGAAAAAUCUCCCGCGCGAACUUGGUUACGGCGGAUGCGAAAAAAAAGCUUUUUGAUUGAUUGCCUACUCGUGUACUUCAUUCCGAGCUCCACCCCGUUGACUCGGUAUUCGGGAUGUCCCGAAAUAGCUUGGAUUCUUCAUGAAGCACAUUUCUGUAGUCGCUGUGUGAAUUUUUUUUUUUCUUCUUUUCCUUCCAUCGCAGCAAAACUUCUUGUGACACACUUUUUUUUUUUUUUCUUUUUUUUUUCCUCUUCGUACCGAGAAACUACUUUUAAUUUUCCUUGGAAAUACCGAGUGAUUCGCGACGUUUUUACAUCACUCAGCUCAUCGCAAAAAGGUAAUGGGGUUCCCCUGCAUCCUUCUUUUACAAAUGAUCCACUUGAGGACUACUCACAAGUUUUUGUAAACAAAAAAAGAAAUUCCUAUGAACCGAAUGGUUCAAAAGGGUCCGAAGAAGAAGAGAAAAAUUGGCUCACAAGGCGAUCUCGUGGAAAAAAAAAAAAAA